Molecule: messenger RNA, 3101 nt
Organism: Megalobrama amblycephala (Wuchang bream)
Lineage: Eukaryota; Metazoa; Chordata; Actinopteri; Cypriniformes; Xenocyprididae
Gene: gpr78a
Product: G protein-coupled receptor 78a
Exons: 3
Coding region: 765-1811 (348 amino acids)
Biological process (GO): adenylate cyclase-activating G protein-coupled receptor signaling pathway
Cellular component (GO): membrane
Molecular function (GO): G protein-coupled receptor activity
Source: RefSeq, a predicted model, not a curated record
CCUAUGAUUACAAGCCAAAGAACCACUUUUAGUACUAUAUAGCACCAUUUAUUUUUAGAGUGUAUAUCAAAAAGUCUUUACCUUUACCAUAUAAAGUGAGUUGAGACAGGCUAUGUAAUAUAGAAACUAUCUCUCAAUCCUUCACUGAUCAAUGGCUAAAUUCAGCUCUUUAUUAGACAGGUUCCAGCCUGUUAAGUAUCCUCACAAUUGUGCUGUGUAUAUAAUCAAGCUAAUGAUUUUUCUAAAAUAUGCAUUUUUUUAUAUUACAGUACAGACCUCAAAAGGUACUGCAUCGAUUCUUUUAUUUUUGAACUGAGCUUUGCAACUUCCUUAGGCUUAAAAUAAUCUAUCUCUUCCAUCUUUCCCGCUGGCCAAACUGCAUGUUUAUCAAGCAAACGUCACAUGUAAUAAACUGGCUGCACGUGAUCCGGAGCGCUCAGAGAAGAAUAAUUCUAAUACGCAUGAGCACGCGCUCCGGCUGCGCGCUCUCAAUUCACCUUCGAACGUGUUGUUAUUCGGUGCCUAAUAUAAAAACAUACAAAAAAAUUAUCAUUUUAACUUAAUCAAUGUGGACGACAGGAUUGAGCUUAAUUAAAGGAUGUGAUGGUAAUCAAGUCAGUCAGAGAUAACUUCAGCACACUGGACAGCGUUCAUUUUUACCAAAGCAGAAUGGAAAGCAGCAAAGAUGAGCCACCGAGGACCCUUGGGGAUAUCACGGACAAAACCCCGCAACAAAUCAGCCGUUAUUGACUUUAGACAGAGACAUGAACUUAUUGGAAAUAUUUCUGGAGUUACUCAUCGUUGUAAUUGCAGUUGUGUCACUCGUGGCGAACUUGCUAGUGUUAGUAUGUUUCACAUGCAGCGCACAAGUUCGUGCACAGGUACCAGGGAUCUUCAUCGUGAACCUGUCAUUCUGCAACAUCCUCAUCACCGUUCUCAACAUGCCUUCUACCCUACUUGGGGUCGUAAAACGCCAAAAGCCAUUUGGCGACCACUUUUGUUAUACAGUGAGUUUCAUGGAUACUUUUCUGACUACCAACACAAUGUUGAGCAUGGCAGCUCUUAGUAUAGACCGCUGGAUAGCCGUGGUUUUUCCUUUGACUUAUUCCAGCAAAAUGAGACUCAAGAAUGUCGCGCUAAUGGUCAUCUAUGCCUGGCUUCACUCGCUCGCAUUCUCGCUUACUGCUGUCCUGCUGUCGUGGGUCGACUAUAGCCCCGCGUACGCGUCAUGCACUGUGCACCUGAGAGACGGUGAUGGGAGCCGUGGUCACUUCAUUGUGUUCACCAUAGUGUUCCACGCAUGUACUUUCGCAAUCUCGCUUUUCAUCCUGUGCUUUACCUACCUGAAAGUACUUCAAGUGGCUCGCUUCCAUUGUAAGAGGAUAGACGUUAUAACGGUGCAGACACUUUUGCUACUUGUCGACAUUCACCCAAGUGUGAAACAACGGUGCUUACUGGAGCAGAAGAAAAGGAGACAGAGGGCCACCAAGAAAAUCUGCAUAUUCAUCGGGUCGUUCGUCCUGUGCUUCGCCCCCUAUGUCAUAACACGACUGACUGAACUGACUGCUUCAGUAAAAAUCGACCGUUACUGGGGGAUCAUGAGUAAGUGCUUGAUGUACAGCAAAGCUGCCUCUGACCCUUUCGUGUACUCCCUCUUACGGCAACAAUAUAAGAAGGCCCUUUUUGGAGUGUUCAACAGGAUUUUGGGACGGAACUCAUACACACUGUCUGGUCACAGCAGCCCCUCGGACAUAGAAAAUGGAUGCUACUCACAAAGGGUUAACAAUAUGCUGAAGGAUAACUGUCACUAGAGCAGGUCAAAAAGACUGACAACUGACACCUUCAGAAAGACGUGCUCAGCAGUGGGCUCUGGUUAGUUAAUGGCAAAAUGCCAAACGAAACUACCUAUAAUUUCUGAAAUAAUGGCUUAUACUGUAUCAUUUCUAAGUCUGUAUAAACCUUGGAAAGCCACAAAGUUUGCCAUUCACUGGAUUUUCUUUUAUUGAGUUCAGACCAUUUGCACACUCAUCUGUUAUAUGACUUUAUUCACAACAUAGUCCUAUAACGUGUAUUAUAAUGUUCAUUCUGAAAUAAAAAUAAUUAUAGUAGAAGAGUAAGUAUUGUAUAGAUAUUUGUUGCCUAGCAUGAGAUAUAAAUUUAUUUGGAUAAACUUGACUUUUUCACUAUCCAUCGACUCAUAAUAGUAGGCCUACAUUAAUCUCACAUGUAAUUAAAUAUUCAGAGCCUUAUUCUGCCAAGAGCAGCCUCUGGCAGGGCCACAAGGCCAUUAAAACCUGUACUAAAGUCACUCCAGUGUUGUCUUGAAAGGUGAAAAUUAGGCCUAUCUUAAAAUGUCUGUUUCUAUUUGAUUCAAUAUUCUCUUAAUUCAGUUGUUGCCUUAUCAAACUGCCAUUAUCACUCUCUGGUUGUGACUGUUAUUUGUUUUGUAGAAGUUAUGUGUGUCUAAAUUACAGUUGACAGUCACAUGAAAAAGAAACAUUUUGGAAACAUAACAAGACAUACUGAAAUGCACAGCUUACAAUGCAGUUAAUGUGUUAUUACCAUAAGCAGAUUGCACACUUUAAAAUUACUGUAUUGGUUUACAAAUAAAAAUGUAAAAAUACAAUUUAAUUCAACACAUAAUGCUAACUAGUUUAUAGUGUAUGUUCAGAAUUUUAAGUUAAAUUCAUAAAGAAAUGCAGCAGGUAGGCCUAGUAUACAUUCCCAUACUACAUCUGUCAUGCAUUGUCCUUUGACCCUUGUGUCCUUUGACCUAUGACAUACUAACAGCAAGCACUAAAAUAUGUGCAAUUUAAAACAAAAGAUAUAACUUUUGUGGUAGGCUUUUAAUGUACACUUAAAAAUGCCAAUUCUACACGUUUUUCAAAAGGCUCCUCAUCAGCUCCAGUGAAUAAAGAUUUGUUUCUUACUCAUACAACAUAGCUACUUGAGUUCCUUUAUAAGCUGUUAGGUUUUAGAUUUUGGUCUAAAACAACGAGAAGUGGGGCUUUAUAUAGCCAGGUGGCCACGUGCCUUUCUGAAUCCCGUCCAGGCAAGUGAAUUUACCACACAUAGGGAUUACAGUCACGUUCUUGGAAAUG